AUGUCAGCAAGAAAUCAAUCUGGGAAGGUUAUACUGGGUGCUUUGCCACCAAUUAUGGUGCAGUUGAAAUCCAUCAUCGAUGUUUUAAAACAGGACGAGGUCAAGGACAUCUUGAGUGAAUCCUCUACCGACUUUGACCAAGAAAUUGAUUUUGAAUCCUUCCUUCGGAAUGACGAUGUGGAGGCAUAUUUGAACCUACAAGCUCGAGCGAAAGCAAAAGUAGGGGGUUCGAAAAGGGCAUCUGCUUUCCUAAAAAACUCGUCUUCGUUCCUAAAAAGUUCAACAACAACACCUGGCCACACAAUCAGUGAAUCAGAGAAGUCAUAUUACGUUGCCCAUAUCAACAGCUUUCUCGGAGAAGAUUCCUUCUUGAAUGAGUAUCUCCCUAUUGAUCCAUCAUCAAAUUCUCUGUUUGACUUGGCCAGAGACGGAGUUCUUUUGUGUAAACUGAUAAAUGUCGCUGUACCUGGUACUAUAGACGAGGGUGCUAUAAUUACAAAACCGGUGCUAAAUCCAUGGGAGAGGAACGAAAACCAUAUUAUGUGCCUCAAUUCUGCAAAGGCAAUUGGAUGUACUGUGGUUAAUAUUGGGACACAGGAUCUCAUUGAAGCAAGAGUGAGUAAUUAUUGAGUAUGCAUGCAUGCUGUUUUUAAUUUCCAGUUAUUUCGAAUAAAUGUAAUUACAUAGUAAUUAAUCUUGUUAUGUUUUCCACCACAGCCACAUGUAGUUCUUGGAUUGAUUUCUCAAAUAAUCAAGGUAUUAUAUUCCAUUCCAUUUAUGUUAUGAUUAUAUUAUAUAUGUUGAAAUGGAAAAUAAAUCCUCAGAUACAAAUGUUGGCUGACCUUAAUCUGAAGAAUACUCCACAACUUGUUGAAUUGGUGGAGGAUAGCAAGGUAAUUUAUUCUUUGCAAUAUGAUUAUUACAUACUUCAUUUUAAUUUUCUAAAAUAAAAUAAAAAUAAAAUUAAAAUUAAAAUGCAGGAUGUGGAAGAGCUUAUUGGGUUAGCACCAGAGAAAGUUCUACUGAAAUGGAUGAAUUUUCAUCUGAAGAAAGCCGGAUGUAAGAGGGUGGUCACCAAUUUUUCAUCAGAUUUAAAGGUAACAUACAUACAGCAAUAAGUUGUUAACUGCAUAUGAUGUCGGUGCAUGGUUUUGGUUUGGGCUUCCUAUUAAUAUGUCCGACGUACGUACGUACAUACGUGUGCAUGCAGGACGGAGAAGCAUACGCACACCUGCUGAAUGCACUAGCCCCGGAAUUCAGCACAAGAUCGACACUUGAUGCAAAAGAUCCAACUGAAAGAGCAAAGUUGGUUAUCGAGCAAGCUGAGAAGCUUGAUUGCAAGAGAUAUGUUACUCCCAUUGAUAUUGUUGAAGGCUCCACUAACUUGAAUCUUGCUUUUGUUGCUCAAAUCUUUCAGAAGAGGUGCCUUCCUUUCUUCUCUCUCUAGAUCGAUCUCUCUCGUACAGAAAGUUUAAACAAACAAAUGAUUAAAAUAAAUAUUUGUAUCAACGUACAGAAAUGGACUAUCUGUGGACAACGAAAAGAUAUCGUUCGCAGAGUUAAUGACAGAUGAUGCUGAAACUUCACGUGAAGAGAGAUGCUCCGCCUCUGGAUUAACAGCUUAGGAAUCGACUCUUACAUCAACAAUAAUGUCUUUGAGGAUUAUCAGGACAGGG
Molecule: messenger RNA, 1676 nt
Organism: Erythranthe guttata (spotted monkey flower)
Lineage: Eukaryota; Viridiplantae; Streptophyta; Magnoliopsida; Lamiales; Phrymaceae
Source: RefSeq, a predicted model, not a curated record